This is a messenger RNA of Phalacrocorax carbo (great cormorant), 1602 nucleotides long. The record is from RefSeq and is a predicted model, not a curated record. NCBI's taxonomy places the organism in Eukaryota, Metazoa, Chordata, Aves, Suliformes, Phalacrocoracidae.
CCGGAUGAACCCCCGGAGCCGCGGGCGGAUGGAGCCGAGCUACGUCGUGGGUAUCUGCUGCCUGGUGCUGUUGGAACCUGGCCGGGUGUGGAGCGGCGAGCCCAGCACCGGGGGACCCGGGGAGAGCGGGAACGGCAGCCAGGCACCGGCGGCGGAGACCACGGCCCCCGCGCCCACCGGGGCGGCACCACCGGGGGGGGACCGCUGCCGCGGGUACUACGACGUGAUGGGGCAGUGGGACCCGCCGUUCAACUGCAACGCCGGCAUCUACCAGUACUGCUGCGGGACCUGCGGGUACCGCUUCUGCUGCCAGUUCAAGCCCGGGCGGCUGGACCAGAGCGGCUGCUCCAACUACGACACCCCCAAUUGGGUCAACACGGGCCAGCCGCCUACCCGGGUGGAUGAGACCCCCGAGGACCCCACUCGUGACAAGACCAACAUGAUCGUCUACAUCAUCUGCGGCGUGGUGGCCAUCAUGGUGCUGGUGGGCAUCUUCACCAAGCUGGGCCUGGAGAAGGCACAGGGUCCCCAGACGGAGAUGACCGUCUCCAGGACGCUGACAGACCUGCUGAAGCAGCCAGGCCAUGGCCCCUCCGAGCACAUGGAUGGCCUCAUGGGGGGUGUGCAGGUCCCACUGAGUGAAGGCCUGGCCCGGGGGCCCCCCAGGAACAGCACAGACAAGCCACCCUUGAACAACACGGUGGCCAUCACCCCGGCACUGGGUCGGCCCCAUGGCCGUGGCAAGCGCCUGCCACUGGCCAGUAGCCUGGCCCUGCCAGCCCCUGCCUAUGCUGCCUACGCCACCGUCAAGGCUGGAGAGAGCGCCCCUGAGGACUUCUACAGGCGGUUUGGGGGGCCAGAGGUGCCCCCUGCCAGCACCCUGCCCUUCCCACCCACCGAGGCGCCAGCACUGUCUGAGGGCUGCCUCCCACCUGCAGCAAAGGCUCCCAAGCUGCCGGUGGGCCCAGCCUUCCUGGGGGGCUGGGAGGGGGGUCCCCCCCGCGGCCCCCGCCGGCCUGGCCUGGUCACCCUGCGGCCUGAAGGGCCUUCCGAGGCAUUCGGCCCCGCCACCCCGCUGUAUGGCCAGGCACCCCGGCACCUCACCACCAACAGCAAGACUGAGGUCACCGUCUGACGGCUGCCGCCAUUGGGGAUUCUGGCUGCCCCCUUGCCUGAGCGUCACUGAUGGCCUCCGGAGCGAUGCAUCAUAGGUCCUAUGUAAACCACGACAGCUGGCCAUGGCAGGAGACACACCAUCCUUACUCUCCUGGGGAUGGGGGCUGCCAGCUGCGCUGCACCAUCGAGGAGGCACCAUGAGCCUCUCAUCUGGGCAACAAGUUUCAGCUGUUCUCAGCCCGCCUCAUGAAGAAGCUGAGCCAGGGGCACACUGGCUGAGCAGUGCACUGCUCAGGGGAUGGGGGCCAAUGCCAGACAGACCACAGCCCCCAGGGAUGGGGGGACAGAUCCUGUUGGGGCCAGGAACCCCCACCUAUUCCCUGUGACCAGGCAGGGGAAGAGCAACAGACUCAAAGCACCAUGCUGGCACUGCCAGCAGAGCCCAAGCAGCAUCUUUCCCUCCCCAGCAUCCCCUUCGCCCCUGCC